AUGCUUGAGCAAAGAAACGAGGGAAAACUGAUUGAGAUCGGAAAAAAUUACAUCCUAACACAAGUGUUUGUCAGUCUAGAUUUGGUAGCCAUUCUAGAGUCAAUACAACAGAAGUUGAGGCACCAAUUGACAUUUCUCCAGAAGUCUACUCCAGAUGUUGAGGUUCCAAUUUACACUACUCCAGAAGUUGAGGCACCGAUUGGCACUAGUACUUUGUAUGAGACACCUACACCUUCACCUUCUAUUCAUCCUGAGCCACUGAAGAAAGAUGUUAAGUGCAAAUUAUACGUUGGGCAAAGUGGUGAUGUUGUGGCUCUUGGACGGGUGGUGGCUACCAAAGGCAAUGUACAUGGGAAAAUUUUAGCACCUGGUAACUAUUGCAUGGCUGUUGAUAAAUGUCUAGAUGGGAGUGCGAAACUACCUGUCUCAGUUGGGGAUGACAUGACUUUUGUGGUUCAUGCAGUCAACAAUUAUGUUGCUUGGCCAUCGCAUCUGAUCAUUACUUAUGACCAUGAACAGGUAACAAAAGUUUUGAUAGAAAAUUGAAUGUAUUUUGUGAUAUUUUAUCAGUAGAGUGCGACUUUUAUAUCAUAAGAAUGAUGAAGGACUAUUGCUUGAAUGAGACACCCAUGCGAUGGCUAACUAGUAAUGUAAGUGUAUAUAUAAUUAUUGAACUACAAUUCUAUUGAAUUUAAUUUCUCACUUAGUUUUUUAUUUUGUGUUUUGUAUUGUGGUGGUAAGAAUACAUAUACACUUGGCAAAAUUAAUGAAACUCGAAAUGAAUGGGCAGCCAAGCUUCUUUAACGGAUGAGUCAUAGCUAGAGUAACUUUUGAAAUCAGAAUUAAAAAAUAUACUAGUUGUAGAUUUUAGUUAGCACUUACAUAGUUAUUGCA
Messenger RNA from Humulus lupulus (European hop), 894 nucleotides. RefSeq lists its product as uncharacterized. The record is from RefSeq and is a predicted model, not a curated record. NCBI's taxonomy places the organism in Eukaryota, Viridiplantae, Streptophyta, Magnoliopsida, Rosales, Cannabaceae. Bases 1 to 546 code for a protein of 181 amino acids. The transcript is spliced from 3 exons.